This is a messenger RNA of Symbiodinium necroappetens, 596 nucleotides long. Lineage: Eukaryota; Dinophyceae; Suessiales; Symbiodiniaceae. The record is from the annotation of a GenBank genome assembly.
AUGGAGGUAGAGAACAACAAGGACUUCGCCGACUUCACCCCAAGCCGCCUGUUCAUCUACUACAACGAGCGCCUUGUUGAGGGCAGCGUGAACCAGGAUGCUGGGGCCAUGAUCCGCGACGGCAUCAAGACGAUGUCCAAGGUGGGCGUCUGCCCUGAGAGCGUCUGGAAGUACGACGACGGACCGACCUUCUUCAAGCAGGAGCCCAACCAGCAGGCCUACGAGAUCGCACAGAAGUGCAGGGUCAUGGGCUAUGCCCGCGUUGCACAGGACCUGAGCCAGAUGAAGAUGUGCAUCAAGAGCGGCUACCCGUUUGUCUUCGGCUUUGCCGUCCUGUCAAGCUUCCAGACAGCGGAGGUUGCCCGGACCGGCAAAAUGGUGAUGCCGCAGGCGAACGACCAGCAGCUGGGCGGCCACGCCGUGUGCGCCGUCGGCUACGACGACUUCCAGCAGUGCUUCAUCGUCCGCAACUCCUGGGGAGAGGCGUGGGGAGACAAGGGCUACUUCUACAUGCCCUACGAGUACAUCUGCCACCCCUCCCUCGCCUCCGACUUCUGGGCCAUCAACUGGGUGGAGGGCUUCAAGAAUGCUUCGGC